Messenger RNA from Drosophila virilis, 1416 nucleotides. RefSeq lists its product as uncharacterized. Lineage: Eukaryota; Metazoa; Arthropoda; Insecta; Diptera; Drosophilidae. The record is from RefSeq and is a predicted model, not a curated record.
GUUAUUGUUAUCAUUCAGUUCGUUUAAUUUCUAUUUAGCAACAGAUCAAUUUCAAAUUUAACAUGAAUGAAAAUGUUCUAAAUAUUUUACCAAAUUAUAAACAAACAUUGCCAAAUUGCAUACAUAUUGCCGAUUAGCCGAAAACCUAAUCAAAAACCAAAACCAAUUGACGAAACUCAUAUUAAGGCAUAUAAUUGAUAAUAAUGGUACCACUUAAGCUAUCUUACUCGUUCGAUGUUAUUCUGCUAAAAUCAAGUCGACGCCCACUCGAAGGGGAGGAGAACCCAUUCACCUACAGCGUCCGCCUAUUAGGGGAAUUUGUCGAACUGCCUGAGAAUCGUCUGUUUGCCCAAUGCUUUCCCUUAAAGGCGCUGGGCAAGUUCGUCGCCAGUCCCUGCGAACUAAUUGGUGCACUGACCACCGAGGGCAUCCGCGUGAACGUGUACGAGCAUGGCCAGAUAUUCGGCUGUGGCAAUUGCAAGCCAUCGACGCAAAUGCUGCGCCAGCUAGCGCAUUCCACAUUCCCGGUGAAUGAGGUUCUGAGUGUCGACUUGCAGAAAGACAAAACGCACAUAGCUCAAUUAGAACUUAAUAUUAAGUUCAGCUCUGCUGAUCCGGAUCUAGACAGCCAAAUGUUGCCCGUUGGGUGUUACGAUUUCUGCCGUCCGUUGGACAAGUCCAUAAAUCCGCGUGACUUCAUCUUCACACUGGGACGCUCAGAAAAAUGCCCGGCGACUUCCUGCAUCAUCGAUGAGCGUUUUAUGACGCAUGUCGGCGCACCCUUUAGCUGCAUUCAUAAAAAGAGCCAGCCGACUGGCAGGGAAUGUGGUUGUGCCAGAGGUCGAUCAGAUCAAAGGACGCGAUUGUAAGCUGCUAGAGAAGCUCCUUAUCCAUCUGAAGAAUGACAAGCUGUGUGUACCUAGCUCGUGUGAGCACGAGCUUUCCAGGCGUUACAAGUGUCGGAAUGGGAUGAGGAACACAAGCAGCAAAUAUGUGUCCGUGACAACUGGAAUAUGAACGGCGGCCAGAACUCUAUAGAUAGUCAUCGACUUAUUGCUGAGAAGGGGGCGCCUCAAGCCAGAGGGAGCCCCGCCAAAACAAAUAAAAAAAAAGAACUUGAUCGAUAAAGAGAUCAAUGGCAUUACGAAUAACUUUAAAAGAACUGUUGUUGAUGACUUCGAGAAACGCAAAAGAAACCUGAUGGCUCGGGAUGAUUGUAAUCGAAUGUAAUUCUAAAUUUCUUGUUCUCAAAAGACGCUGUUUCGGUUUAACCGUUAACAAGCUAUACUUUACUCACAUCUUGGCAUUGAUUAUUGAUCGAGUAUUUAUCAUAGGAUUUUUGGAAUUACACUCAUUAUAUUUUUAAUUUUGGACGCUAAGACCUCGAAAUAAAUUCUUAAAACAACGAUUACUUAA